AUGUCGUCUAGUAAAGCAUGCAUUUAUAGAACACAGCAAGCUAUUUCGGGGUUGGGAACCUCCACCAAGGUCUUGGGGGGUCAAGACCGCACAGAUCCUACUGCCGAACUAGGCCUGCACCGAACAAACAAUUUCCCGUCCUCAUACUUCUUGGACUCCGAUUUCUUCCAACCGAUAUCAAGAGACAUAUUGACGAUACACAAUGGCCCCUUUUUCCUUGAACAACAAAGACACUUUGCGGCUGCUGGUACGUUGGAGUCUUUGAUAGUACAUUACGAAAAUACCAUCCACCACUGGUUGCCCAUGCUCAGCCUCAAGCGACUGAGGCAAGAUAUAAAGACUCUAAAAGAUUCAACUCGGGGCGUUGUUGAUGUUCUGGUCUUCUUGGCCCUUGAGGCUCUCAUUAGUCAAAGUGAUGAGCAUACCAUAUCGCCGCAAAGUAACCCUUCAUAUUUAAAGGCAAAGCAUGGCAGUUUUAUGGCUGAGAGUGGUGGAACUAUCAAUAUUCGACUUGUAGAGACUCUCACCCUGCUAGCCUUGUAUGAGUUUGGCCAUCGUAUCUACCCUGCCGCAUACUUGUCGAUAGGACAAGCUGUGCGACUGGCUACCAUGGUUGGACUACAUAGCCCGAAGGAUGCAAAGCAACUGUUCAUGGAACCCGAGACAUGGACGUUAUGUGAGGAGCAAAGACGUACUUGGUGGGCGAUUGUCAUGCUUGACAGAGUUGUUGUUGCAGGAUCCCCACAGCUCUUGAUGGCUGCUCCAGAUCCGAGCACGAAUGAUCUUCUUCCUUGCAACGACGAUGACUGGACGAAUGGACGAAUAGGUUUCAACGAAGCAUUAUUUACGCGUAACUUCCACUCUCCCUCGUCCGUGGGGCAAUUUGCAAGAGUAUGUCAAGCUGUCCAUAUGUUUGGCAAGGUUCUUCGUCACAUAAAAGCCAGAGAAAAAGACACUAACCCAGUCGAACUUACUGCCGAGGCCUUGCAGCUGCACAUCGUCUUGGUAGCACUGGAUCAGGGGAUCAUGAAUAACGACUUUGACAUCGCGACGACGCAGGGAAGCUUGCAUUCGGCGUUAUCGCUGUGUAGUUUAGCCCGACUGCUUCUAUACAAUGAAUAUGCGUGCAACGAGCCCAGCAUCACCACGCCACGCGAGAGGUUGGCCGCCGAGGUUGAGAUGCAACAGAUAUCUCUGGCAAGCAUCCAAGAUAUCGUAUCCAAAACAUUACCGCAGAUGGCGAGGCAAAUAGUUUCCGCGGGUCAACAACAAUCCAAAGGACCGAGACAUUCACCCAUACUAGCUGGGUGCUUGUAUCACGCAGCGACAGAGUGCGCGUGGUUUGUCAGGGAAAACAAUGACGCGGAGAUGGUAGUGGGUCUGGAAGCCAUCACAAAUGCGCUCCAAGUUCUAAAGACCGAAUGGUCUGUCUGCAAUGAAUACAUGUCAUAUUUGGAGGGAAGCAAGGCGCAUAGCUGA
Fusarium verticillioides 7600 is the source of this 1479-nucleotide messenger RNA. RefSeq lists its product as hypothetical. The record is from RefSeq and is a predicted model, not a curated record. Gene Ontology annotation, cellular component: nucleus. Bases 1 to 1479 code for a protein of 492 amino acids. Gene Ontology annotation, biological process: DNA-templated transcription. The transcript has 4 exons. NCBI's taxonomy places the organism in Eukaryota, Fungi, Ascomycota, Sordariomycetes, Hypocreales, Nectriaceae. Gene Ontology annotation, molecular function: DNA binding; zinc ion binding.